CCGCCAGCCCACGCCUUGCCUUCCUUCUACCUCCUCCCCUCCCGGCCUCCCGCCGCGCCGCCGCCGCCGCCUCUGUCCGUCCGACACCUCCCCUCUCUCCUCCAGGCAGAGGGGCUCCUCCUCUCGCGGCCGCCGUCGUCGUGUCGCGCUCCCCUCCCAUACCACCUCAGCUCAGCUGCGCUGAAGCGCGCCGUGUGUGCAACCAAGCUUGGAUUGGUCGCUGUUCGUGAGCUGCCAUGGCCAUGGCGAGCGCCAAGCCCGAGCCUGCUCAGAAGGCUAUGGAGGGCGGCGAGCAGGAGGCGGCUGCGGAUGAAAUGGAGAAGAAGCUGCACAAGUACUCGCGGGGGAAGGCGGCUAACCUCGGGGCUCUUCGCGACAAGAAACUGAGAGGGCAGCUCGCUGCAAGAGAGAAGCUCUAUGGACACUCUGCGAAAGCGGCCGCUCUGGCCGACACGUGGCUCUUGCCUACCGGGUUGGGGUAUUUAGAACCUGAAGAUGAUUUGGAGAAGACGUACAGAUAUAAGCAAGAGUCGGUUGUGAAGGAGGUGGAUCUUUUGAGUUCGAGGAAACCGUUUGAUAUGAUCUUACCUUUACUUGGUCCUUAUACUCUAGGAUACACAGGAAAUGGUCGGUACAUGGUAGUGGGUGGACGAAAAGGUCAUAUUGCUAUGAUGGAUAUGCUGAAUUUGGAACUCAUCAAGGAGUUUCAGGUGAGGGAAACUGUGCGUGAUGUGGCAUUCUUACAUAAUGAGCAACUCUAUGCUGUUGCACAGAAAAAGUACCCCUACAUAUAUAAUCGGCAUGGCACAGAAAUUCACUGCUUAAAGGAACAUGGUAAAUCGUUGAAGCUUCAAUUUCUGGAAAAACACUUUCUCUUGGCAUCAAUAAACAGCUUUGGGCAGCUCCAUUACCAAGAUGUAAGCACUGGUGAGAUGGUUGCAAAUUACAGGACAGGUCUUGGACGUACUGAUGUUAUGCGGGUAAAUCCUUACAAUGCUGUUAUUAGCCUUGGACAUGCCGGUGGCAAAGUUACCAUGUGGAAGCCGACCAGUGUGAAACCCCUUGUCACAAUGCUAUGCCAUAGUGGCCCUGUGACAGCCGUUGCAUUUGACAGGGGUGGUCAUCUUAUGGCAACAUCAGGUGUUGACAGGAAGAUAAAGAUUUGGGAUCUUAGGAAGUACGAGGUUAUAAAUUCUUUUGCUGCACGUGCUCAAUCCCUGGAUUUCAGCCAGAAAGGGUUGUUGGCAUGCAGCAAUGGAUCUCAAGUAGAGAUAUUCAGGGAUGCUGGUAGUCAGGAUUAUAAAAUUUAUAUGCAACAUAGAAUGGUAAAAGGAUAUCAGAUUGGGAAAGUUUUGUUCCGCCCCUACGAGGAUAUUCUGGGGAUCGGCCACUCCAUGGGCCUUUCUUCCAUUCUUGUUCCUGGAUCCGGUGAACCAAACUUCGAUACCUUUGUCGACAACCCCAUUGAGACUUCCAAGCAAAGAAGGGAGAAGGAGGUGCAAUCCCUGCUCAAUAAGCUUCAGCCAGAGACGAUAAUGCUGAACCCGAAUAUGAUAGCUACUGUAAGACCUUCAAGGAAGAAAGAGAAAAAGACCAAGAAGGAGAUCGAGGAGGAGAUGGAAGAUGCUGUCGAGGCUGCCAAGAACGCCGAGUUCAAGAAGAAAACCAAGGGUAGGAGCAAAGCCAGCAAACGGGCGAAGAAGAGGGAGGAGGAGGUUUUGAAAGCCAAGAGGCCGUUCUUGGAGCAAUACAAGGAGAACGAAGGGAGGCCUGACAAGAAACAACGGGUCGGUGAGGAGAUCAAGCUGCCGAAAGCGUUGCAGCGGUUUGCCAAAAGUAGACAAUGAUGGAGCACAGAAUCAAUAUUUUUUCUUUUGCUGCAAUCUCAUAUUUUUAUCAUGUAAUCGUCAAACAUGUCACCGUAUCUGCUUCGUUGUGAACUGGGAUUUUUGCACAUGAGGCAAUGGUGCGCAGAAGCAAGCACCCAAAUUUUGUUCUGAAUCUUUGAUAUGCUUGUGUGGCUAGAUGAGCAUGUAUGUCAUUACUGCAACAGAUAUUGACUCUAGUUAUUGAAACCUUUUCUUGCUUUUGCAUUAUCAGUAGACUCG
Messenger RNA from Oryza brachyantha (malo sina), 2108 nucleotides. Its product is annotated as probable U3 small nucleolar RNA-associated protein 7. Bases 237 to 1847 code for a protein of 536 amino acids. The record is from RefSeq and is a predicted model, not a curated record. Gene Ontology annotation, biological process: maturation of SSU-rRNA from tricistronic rRNA transcript (SSU-rRNA, 5.8S rRNA, LSU-rRNA). Gene Ontology annotation, molecular function: protein binding. NCBI's taxonomy places the organism in Eukaryota, Viridiplantae, Streptophyta, Magnoliopsida, Poales, Poaceae. Gene Ontology annotation, cellular component: small-subunit processome; 90S preribosome; nucleolus. The transcript has 8 exons.